AUGAGGCGAACCAACAGCCAUGAAGCUCGCGACGGAGAGAUCGAGUCUAGACCCAGCUUUGAGCACACAGGUCCUCGAUUUCAGAGCAAUGACUUGCCUUUCGCCGGACGACUCGGUGCCAAUCAGGCAUACGUGAUCGAUGGUGCAACAAGUGAAGAUGAGAAGUUACUCGAGCACCAACCUGAUGCUACACCACAUAUGUCAUUUAGGGAAUUGAUCGACCUCCGUCCUAUCACCAAUAUCGAUUUAUGGAAGGCAGCACUAAUAGAAGGAAUUGGUAACUUUUUCAUGUCACUUCAGUUAACAAUAGGCUAA
Molecule: messenger RNA, 315 nt
Organism: Fusarium graminearum PH-1
Lineage: Eukaryota; Fungi; Ascomycota; Sordariomycetes; Hypocreales; Nectriaceae
Exons: 1
Coding region: 1-315 (104 amino acids)
Source: RefSeq, a predicted model, not a curated record